AGACUUUCCGAGACGAGACUUCGACAGCAGGUCAGACAGGCAGCUGAAACAUGGCGGAGGAACGCGGCCGGAAGUGGGAUCGGUGUCUCGCGGACAGUGCUGUUAAAUUCGUAACUGGGCUCAGCGUUGGUGCUCUGUUCUCCGUCCUACUUUUCAAAAGACGUGCAUGGCCCAUAGUGUUUGGAGCAGGAAUGGGGAUCGGCAUGGCGUGUUCCAACUGCCAACAUGACUUCAGAUCACCGUACCUGCUGCACGGACAUGUGGUGAAGGAUCAGUAGAUGAGUCCUGUCUCCUCUUCUGCUGUGUCUGACUGUUGUCGUGUGUGUGUGUGUGUGUGUGAGAGAGAGAGAGGGGGAAUCUUUAAUAAAAUUAAAAGAACUGAACAAGAAA
Messenger RNA from Neoarius graeffei (lesser salmon catfish), 390 nucleotides. RefSeq names its product MICOS complex subunit MIC10-like. The transcript is spliced from 4 exons. Bases 51 to 278 code for a protein of 75 amino acids. NCBI's taxonomy places the organism in Eukaryota, Metazoa, Chordata, Actinopteri, Siluriformes, Ariidae. The record is from RefSeq and is a predicted model, not a curated record. Gene Ontology annotation, cellular component: mitochondrial inner membrane; mitochondrion; MICOS complex.